Molecule: messenger RNA, 1487 nt
Organism: Alexandromys fortis (reed vole)
Lineage: Eukaryota; Metazoa; Chordata; Mammalia; Rodentia; Cricetidae
Product: H-2 class I histocompatibility antigen, Q10 alpha chain-like
Exons: 8
Coding region: 25-1179 (384 amino acids)
Biological process (GO): antigen processing and presentation of endogenous peptide antigen via MHC class I via ER pathway, TAP-independent; immune response; positive regulation of T cell mediated cytotoxicity
Cellular component (GO): external side of plasma membrane
Molecular function (GO): peptide antigen binding; signaling receptor binding
Source: RefSeq, a predicted model, not a curated record
ACUCAGAGUCUCCGCAGAUCCGAGAUGGGGGCGAUGGCUCCGCACUGGCUGCUCCUGCUGCUGGCGGCCGCCCUGGCCCCGACCCUGACCCGCGCGGGUGAGUGGUCGGGGUCUCACCGCGCGCCGCCCCCAGGAUCGCACUCGCUGUGGAAUUUCUACACUAUCGUGUCCCGGCCCGGCCUCGGGGAGCCCCGGUUCAUCGCCGUCGGCUACGUGGACGACACGCAGAUUGAACGCUUCGACAGCGACGCGGAGACUCCGAAGGCCGAGCCGCGGGCGCCGUGGAUGGAGCAGGAGGGGCCGGAGUAUUGGGAGAGGAGCACACAGAUCGUCAAGAACAACGAGCAGGCUUUCCGAGGGAACCUGAAGACCCUGCUCGGCUACUACAACCAGAGCGAGGGCGGCUCUCACACCAUCCAAUGGAUGUACGGCUGUGAGGUGGGGUCGGACGGGCGCCUCCUCCGCGGGUACAGUCAGUUCGCCUACGACGGCCACGAUUACAUCACCCUGAACGAGGACCUGACGACGUGGGCGGCAGCGGACACGGCGGCGCUGAUCACCAAGCGCAAGUGGGAGCGGGCUGGUGGUGCAGAGAGAGUGAAGGCCUACCUGGAGGACGAGUGCGUGCAGUACCUGCACAGAUACCUGGAGAUCGGGAAGGACAAGCUGCUGCGCACAGAUCCCCCAAAGGCACAUGUGACCCAUCAUCCUGGGUCUAAAGGUGAUGUCACCCUGAGGUGCUGGGCCCUGGGCUUCUACCCUGAUGAUAUCACCAUGAACUGGCAGAGGGAGAAGGAGGAACAGACUCAGGACAUGGAGCUGGUGGAGACCAGACCUUCUGGGGACGGAACCUUCCAGAAGUGGGCAUCUCUGGUGGUGCCUUCUGGAGAAGAGCAGAGAUACACAUGCCAUGUGUACCAUGAGGGGCUGCCAGAGCCCCUCACCCUGAGAUGGGAGGCUCCUCAGUCCACAGUCCCCAUCACAGCAGUCAUUGCUGGUCUGGUUCUCCUUGGAGUUGUGACCAUCAUUGGAGCUGUGGUGGCUGUUGUGAGGAAGAGGAGGAGAAACCCAGGUGGAAAACGAGGGGACUAUGCUCCAGCUUCAGGUAAUUCCCAGAGCUCGGAUGUGUCUCUCCCAGACUGUAAAGUGAUUGUUCAUGACUCUUGUUCUGUAGCAUGAAGACAGCUGCCUGGUGUGUAUGGAGUGACAGACGAUGUGUUCAGGUCUCUCCUGUGACAUCCAGAGCCCUCAGUUCACUCUCAGAAAUAGUACCUGAUGUUCCUUGUGAUCCCAUGGACUCAGUGUGAAGAACUGGGGAGCCCAGCCCACCCCUGCACACCUGACCCUGUCCCUGCACUGCCCUGUUCCCUUCCACAGCCAACCUUCCUGUUCCUGCAGACAGGAGGGGACAUCUCCAUCCUGUCUCCUCCAUGCUGCCCUGAGCUUCAGCCCUGACUUCCCCUCUGAAAAUAAGAAUCUGAAUGUGA